This is a messenger RNA of Seriola aureovittata, 3275 nucleotides long. RefSeq lists its product as uncharacterized. The record is from RefSeq and is a predicted model, not a curated record. The transcript has 3 exons. Lineage: Eukaryota; Metazoa; Chordata; Actinopteri; Carangiformes; Carangidae. Bases 1 to 2622 code for a protein of 873 amino acids.
AUGGCAACAAAGCCCGUGGCCUGGGAGGAACAGGGUCCUGUCAGCUCACUAGACAGGUCAGUCAAUGAGUCCUGGGCACAGGGUGAAGUGGAUGCAGCCAUAAGCCACAGCUCUCCUAUGCAAGACAAAAAGGCUCCCAGGGCAGAACCUGAGGAAGACAUAGAUGUCCUGGAGCCCGGAGCUCAAGACGAAACUCUGCAGGGGAACCAAACACUCUCAAGAACCACAAUAGCUGUUGCAACCAAAUUGGAAAAGAAUCAAGAAUCAACAACCCCCAGGGAGACACAAGAAGUUGUGACAGAAUUAGAACAAGUUCCCAAAAAACAAUUGGAAACAUCACAGGCUCAGGAGGCAUCUGAAAACCUUGCUGAUGAAUAUGAGGAUGCUUUCCCACCACCACCACCUCCCCCACUCAGUGCCUUAUCAACAGAAGAAUGCCGUGAGAAAGAGGCCUUUUCCAGCCUGGAGGGCGAGGCGGCCGAAUGCCUCAGUGAUGUUGAGAUCUUCUCAGACCCUGCAGAAGAUCUUCUGUCUCCUGAUAAGGAGCUCAUUGAACUAGUUGAUCAAGAGGUAGAUUCAGCAUCUGAGGAAAAUGGGACAGCAGAUGAGAUGGACACACAGCUGCACUUCUUACCAGAUGGUUUAGGCUACAGUGAAAGUGAAAAUAACACAUCAGGGGAUGUUCACCAUUCUCCCUCUGACAUUAACAACUCAGGUGAUGCAUACACUGUGUGUUCCCCUCCUUUUGCUGAUGAGAGUGAGGAAGAAGAGGAAAUGAAGGUGGAUAUUACAUGUUGCCAGCAGCAGUGUGGUACACUAGAAAUCAGAAGCAAGCCUUUCCAAACUGCCAAUAUCCCCCUUUCCACUGAACAAGCCCCGGCCUCAGCCCUGCCUGCAGUUCCCUCAGCCAAACAGCAGGGUGAGCUGUUGCCCCAAAGCCAAUGUGGACUUACCCCCAGGGGAGCAAACCAGGAAGCUGCACAACAGGUGCAGGGCCAAGGCUCUCCACCUUUGUCGACUGUUGCCAUGGAGCUGUCCAAUCAGGGCGGGACAACUUCCCAAGGCUUUGGUUGUGUUGUAGCUGUGAGAGAAAGGCACAGUAGGGUGGGGGAAAGGACAGUGGGAGAAAGCGAGCAAACAGGUGGAGUGGAAAGGCAGAAAGAGAGAGGACUUGAAAGGAGCAAGGCGGCCAGGCAGCAACAUGGCAGAGGACUGUUAAGAUAUUCAAAAACAGUCCAAGUACAAGAGCUUAGGACAGAAAAAUAUAGCUGUGGUGUGUCUUUUAAACACAGCAAACACGUCAGAAUGGAGAGUGACUCGUGUGAUGACAGCCAGAGUGACAGUGGAGUGUCAGCAGACUUCUCUCCAUGCAGCACUUUGGAGGGCAACACCACCAUGUCUACAGGCAAUCCAGGAACUGUCCCCAAAGAGACUCCCAUCGAGAGGGAGAUCCGACGGGCUGUGGAGCGUGAACACAGCCUGAGAAGGUCCAGAGGGCUUCCAAAUCUACCCACCUCCCCAGAGUAUGUGGAGAUUCCUCUAAGAAAAACUGUUCUCUGCCAGUCUCUCACCACUGAGAGGUGUCAAGGCAAAGACAGGCAAUUUGCAGGCAAAAAAAUGGAGCAUGAGAUCCAUGAAGAGGCCCGGAGGGAACAGGAUCUGGUCAAGCUUGGGAAAGUUCCAGGUUUCUAUGACAAAGGCACAGUUCGCCAACUGAAGGAGAGGAAGCAGCUUUUUGAGGCCUUUCAGAAGCCCAGUGACUCAACUUUGACUGUCUCAACCAGGUGUAAAACCACAUCCUGGUCCUCAGCCAGUGACAUUUCAACCCUAGAGGAGGAUAUCUCAUCACAGAUAUCCACUGCAGGACGCUCGUAUGUGGAGAGGAGACGGAGCCUAGACCUGCUAAAUCCCACAGAGAGCCCCAUCUUAGCCAAAGGAGGGGGUUCCACCAGCUCAACUCCCCGAGGACCGGGCGUCUCUGAGGGGACUGGUCGCCAGGUCACCAUCCUAGAGGAUAACCUGAGUGUCUCAGCACAGAAGCUCUACCAUGCCAGACAAGAGGCACAGCCUGUCACCACCGUCGACUCUGGAAGUCCAAACAUCUCAUCAUCCAUGACAGGAGGACAUGGAGCGAUUAACGAGAGAAAGCAGGAAAAGGAGGAAGAGGAGGAGGAGGAAGCACCUAAGGAGAAUCCCUUUUACAAGCUGCGCUCCUCAACAAAUUUAGUUAAAGUGGAGCAGGAUAUCCGGGAGGCUCAAGAGAGGGAGAAGGAGCUUCGCAAGCAGAGGAUCAGCCUGUAUGGGGGAACAGGGGGUGCAACUGGAGGAGAAAGAGGAGGAGGAAGGAGGUCAGCCAGCAUUGAAGGACAGAGUCCCGCAUUGUCUCCCUCCUCACUGAAUGGACUGGCUGUUCCUGACUUACCUGGCUCAUCACCCAGGUGGGCAACUGGACCCUCAGCAGCACACCAAUCUGUUGGCAAGUUUGCCGUGUGGCCGCCGCCCCAGGCUGAAGAGGGAAGGUCAGAGGUCCUCCUGAGUCCGCGGACCCCCAGGCAGAAGACCCCUCUAGUACAGCGCUGGGAGUCAGGCCUGCUCAAUGGACACAACGAGGAUGACAACUGAGGAGACGCUGACAGCGAAACAGGGACAUGUAGUUUUUGAAGUGGAGGGCUGAAAGACUGUGAGAUAAAAGAGGAGACCGUUGUACGGAAAGUGGGAACAGACGAGAGGAGGGAGCAAUGAUGAAGAGGAGGAAAAAGAGAGAGAAUGUGAAGUGAGAAAGAGGUCAGGGAUUUAGGCUAGAAAGGGGGUCAGGAGGAUUGGGAGCAGGGAAAAGGAUUGGUGGUGGACUGGAAAACCCUGAAGAGUCCUUCAGUGAGGAGGAGAGAAAAAGGAGGAGGAGAGCCACCUAUUAGUGGAUAAGCACUUGGCCUGCUUCUGCUGCUGGAAACUCUGAGACUAAUGAACAUAAAAUGGCAAAUAAUAACAAUGAUACUGCACUGGAGAAAAGAAAAAUGUAAAUUUAGUGAGAACAGGAUUUUAAAACCUUAAUGAAUUUCUUUACCAAUGGAUUUUUUUUUUAUGAUAAUGAGUUAUUAUUUGUUGAUGAAAAUAGAAUAGCACAGUGUCUGAUACUAAAGAAAGCUUGAAAAACAAAGUGUCAUCACCAGUUUUAUGCUUUAAUGAUGUCUUACACUGAGUUAUCAGAUUAUAACACCUGUACAAACUAAUGCAAUCCAAUACAAUAGCAUUGCAAUAAAUCCUAACUUUGUGUA